This is a messenger RNA of Coregonus sp. 'balchen', 19851 nucleotides long. Lineage: Eukaryota; Metazoa; Chordata; Actinopteri; Salmoniformes; Salmonidae. The record is from the annotation of a GenBank genome assembly.
AUGUUACUGUGGGUAGUAUGGCUUUCUUGGCUUCUUUCACUUCAAGGAUAUUGAUUGUUCACUUGAACUGUGUUAUUGCUGUUCACAUCUAAUGGCCACGAUGGUAGUCUUCCCUGCCUAGUGACUGAGUGACGAGUCAGAUUGCCACCUCCUUGUCUCUGCAGCUGUGCUCUGCCAGAGGCCCUAUAAAGCAUUGUGUUGGUGCAGCUUACCCACCUGCCAGACCAUCUAAAGCCCAUCCAAGUAGGAGAGCUACCAGCUGGGAAAUAAUGUAGAUCUCAGUCAUGCCAACCCCGUAGGGCCAGAGCCAGUGGCAUCCGACAGGGUGCACCCACAACACCAGUCUUUUUUUGGAACACACAGCUGACUGUUGCCUGUGUUGAGAUAUUGUAUGUGUGUGACUGACUGACUGUAUCUCUUCCUCUUCUCCCCCAGAUCCCAUCUAAUGCCUAGGCUGAAGGAAUCACGGUCUCACGAGUCGUUGUUCAGCCCCAGCAGUGCAGUAGAAGCUUUUGAUCUCAGCAUGGAGGACGAGGUGUUGAUCAAACCGGUGCACAGCAGCAUCCUGGGCCAGGACUACUGCUUCGAGGUGAGCCCUCCCAGCAGCACCACCACUGCCUCUGAUGACUGCCGCAGCUCAAGGCUCGCGAACCGCAGACUCUUUUUAAUAGCAUCUCUUAGGAUCCUAAAGCACUGUAUAUAAUGCAUUGUGUCUAAUCUACUCUUCAUUUCAUCGCCAUUACCUAUGUCUGAAAACCUGCAUAAUACAAGGUGGGCGGGUCCCUCAAUGUCUGUCAAGCAGUCAGUGCCAUUGGGUAGGUUGAGUGUGUGGCUGGGAAUCUGCUAGGGAGCGUCCCCACUGCCAGGAGGGUCUCCCUGCCCCCUCUUCCUGCCUGGUAGUGGCCUGUGUGUCUGUCUGGCCCAUCUGUUGGCAUCUCCAUGCUCCUGCUCUCUGUGAAUUUGCUCCGAGAGGUGAGCUCCGAGAGGGCCCCAUUCACAAGGAUUUACUGCCUAUUAUGCUAAAGCACGCUGCCAGCUGGACAGAUCAUGGCUCUGUGACCGAGUGGACAAGCGUUUCUCUCAUGAUCAAGUGCAAGAGGAUUUCAAUGGCUGUCCAGGCUCAGUGUUACGUAUGCAUUGUAUCAUUGUGCACAGACCCUGCAGCCCAGUUGGCACGUGUGUGUGUUCUACCCAACCCUGCUUUCAUAUGGGUCUUUUUCAUUAUCUAUAACCUAAAGGGAAGGGCUUAAUUGUCUGCCAUACUUCACAGGUAACCACUUCCACUGGAACAAAAUGCUUUUCGUGUCGGUCAUCCGCCGAGAGGGACAAAUGGAUGGAGAACUUAAGGAGAGCUGUAAAUCCAAACAAGGUAAACUCUAUGCAAGUAGUGGGCCCUCUGUGUAAGGAAAUAGCAUUACAGUAGAACACAUGUCAGAGCACCCAUGAAAAUGUUGCUGUUUGAAGUCUCACGUUUGAUGUUUUUCACAGGACAACAGUUGGCGUGUAGAGAACCUGCUGAAAUUGUGGAUUAUUGAGUCCAAGGACCUUCCAGCCAAGAAAAGGUACUUCUGUGAGUUGUGUCUGGACGACACGCUUUACGCACGGACUACCUGCAAACUGAAAACAGACAAUGUGUUCUGGGGAGAGCACUUUGAGUUCAACAACUUACCUGCCAUCAAAAGUGUCACUGUCCACCUGUACAAGGAGACGGACAAAAAGAAAAAGAAGGACAAGAACAGCUAUGUGGGCCUUGUCAACAUUCCCACCGGCGCCGUCACAGGACGCCAGUUUAUGGAAAAGUGGUACUCUGUGAGCACGCCCAACCCGAACAAAGGGAAAACGCCCGGACCUAUGAUUCGGCUCAAGUUGCGGUACCAGAGCAUGAGCAUCCUGCCUAUGGAGUUAUAUAAAGAGUUUGCAGAGUACAUUACCAAUAACUACAUGCUGAUGUGCUCCAUUAUGGAGCCUGGCCUCAGUGUGAAGAACAAGGAGGAGAUGGCCAGUGCCCUGGUGCACAUCCUACAGAGCACCGGCAAGGCUAAGGUAAGGCACCCUACUCUCCAGAGGCUGUGUUGUGUUCUCCACAUGUACAUUUUCAAAUGAUAGUCCAAAAUAGUCACAUUGCCAAAUGUCAACAAUAAACACGAAUUGGAUCAAAUUGAUAUUUGCAAGAAAUCGUAUUGUAAUCAUUACAGCUGUGAGGGCUUUGAUUACUCACAAUCAGUGAUACCAUUGUCUCAAAUAACCAACAAUCAACAUAAUCUCAGCUGCAUAUUGCCCACAGUAGCUGCAUAAGGUAAAGGGGUUUAAAGGUCCAGUGAGCCUCAUUUUUCACCAUAGGCUUUGUAACUUAGCCUUUGGGAGUCCUCCUUCCCCAUGAUUACUGUAAGCAGUCUCCUGGAAGAAUGAGAAUGCUUCCUGUUUGGGUUGGGAGCAGGGUCGUGUUCAUGAGGAGUCAAAUGGAAGAAAACAAACGGAAACACGAACGGACUACCUGCCGCAUUUUCGUUUUCCAUUGCAAAACGCUUUAGAACAUUUUCCAUUGUGUUCCCUAAUGAAUGCAACCCAGCCUUCACAUGCUGUGGAAAAAUGACUGAAACCACCCCUGCUUAGAGUGGGUGAUUGGGGGGACUGAUGACAAGAUAUUGUAUAAGUACUUUCUAAUGAGGACUGGCUGAGAGAGGACUUGCGUACACUGACUGACAUGGCUGAAAAAGCAAACCUGCUGCUAAUACCGCACAAUGUUGCAUUUGAAACAAUGGCAUAGACCAUUUCAAUACAGUCCCUUUCUUUCACCACUUGCCAUACAUUAGGCUAUGUGGUAAACUGUCCUUCUCUUAUUCAGAGAAUCAAUACAUGCCAUUGAGGGGUUGUUUGUUUUGAUGUUUUUGAAACAACAGUAAAAUCUAUCUGCUGUAUGGAAAUGAGAAAUCUGGCCGAACUCCACACAACAUAAUCUCCCCUACUAUAGCGAGAGAUGGGUCAUCAUGUCUUUAUCCACAUUCCAUCUUUAUUGCACAUUGUGCAGACCAUCAAAUCUCACCACGCCUGGAGAAGUGUUUCACUUCUCAGGAGCCACAUGAAUGUGAUCUAGUAGCAAUCAAUGCUGUAUCUCAUAUUUACAUUUUAGUCAUUUAGCAGACGCUCUUAUCCAGAGCGACUUACAGUUAGUGAUUACAUUUUUUUUUUUUAUACUGGCCCCCCGUGGGAAUCGAACCCACAACCCUGGCGUUGCAAACGCCAUGCUCUAUCAACUGAGCUACAUCCCUGCCGGCCAUUCCCUCCCCUACCCUGGACGACGCUGGGCCAAUUGUGCGCCGCCCAUGAGUCUCCCGGUCGCGGCCGGCUGCGACAGAGCCUGGAUUCGAAACCAGGAUCUCUAGUGGCACAGUUAGCACUGCGAUGCAGUGCCUUAGACCACUGCGCCACUCAGGAGUAUGAAUGUGGUUGUGACCUGGUACAAAGCCACUAUGCUGUCUUCUCGCUCACCAUUCCCAGGGAGGAAAGCAGUGUCAGCCCCCUGUGAUAAUUAGCUUUGUCAUCCUCAUUAAUUCCUGCUUCGCUCCAUCCACUCUCCUGCUCCUGUAAUAAAACCAUGCAGUGAGACAGAACGUGUGUUCUGGUGCACAAGGUCAUCAGUUGUCAUUGAGGAUAGCUGUUUCAGCACAGAAAUGUCUCUUUAGACUUUUGACCCUCAAACGUUGCUGCUGCUAUGUAACAAUACUGUGAGAAUGUCCAUGCCCCACAGCAGCUUCUCUUAGCAAAAACAGCAACAGGGCGAUGGAGCUUCAUUAAACAACCUUUCUCUAAUGUUAGCCUACUUUCUGCUCUGAGAAACAAGUGGGACUUUGCCUCAUUUUGCAUCUAUCCACUGCCCCGUAGUGGCUCACACCCCCUCCCUCUCAUUGAAUUGAAUUUAAUUUCACUGUUUAGCCUGCCCUAAUCCAAUUGAUGGAUAGAUAGGGGUCCAUGGCUCUAUGCUUUCACUCAGGUUUCUCCUAAUCUAGAGGCCUUCUGUCAUCAAAUGGAUCUCUCUCUUUAAUUUAAUUUGAUUGAAAUGACCGUGGCUGUCGGCUUCAACUUAAAGGGUUGUUCCACCUCAAAAAGCACGAGUAAGAGGAUUUUGACACUCACCAUCUCAGAUUGUUCUGAAAUUGUUUCUGUAGUUAGAAAGCUGAAAACAUUAGCAUUCCUGCAACUUUAUUUUGUUAAGUUCCCUAGCAAGAAAAUCAAAAAUUGUCGCUCAAACAGAAAGCGGAACUAAGAAAGAGUCACUGACAACAACCAAAACUAAACAGGUGGGGUUUUAGGAGGGGUUCUUUUAAAGACAAUCAUGGGGGUGUCCACUGAAAGCAACAGCAACUGGGACCUAAAAGACACCCACCAUGAGUGCCCACUACAUUUGGUCAAGAAAUUAAAACCCACACCAAACUUAAAGACAGGAAGCAAACCAAAAAGUGGAGCAAAACGAAAACAAGGAAGGUCAGAUAAAGGAUUGUUUUUCUAGAAAUCAAAUGGGGAGAGCCAACUAAAGGUGUUAACCCUCCACAUCUCUCAAGACAACUGGAGCACUGGGCCAGCCACUCUUAAAUAUCACCUGGGCCAGCACCUCUGUAGCUCAAUUGGUAGAGCAUGGCGCUUGUAACGCCAGGGUAGUGGGUUCGAUCCCCGGGACCACCCAUACGUAAAAAUGUAUGCGCACAUGACUGUAAGUCGCUUUGGAUAAAAGCGUCUGCUAAAUGGCAUAUUAUUAUGACAAUCCAGCACAGGUAUAACACAUACUGACUAACGAGGUGACACCAAUCGGUGCAUCCCACGUGCUAAUGUGCUAACGUCCAACCUCAAAAUAUAAAUAGAAAAACCAAAGCCUGUAACACAAUCCACCAUACUUCAAUGGCUAAUUUCUCUGAACAGGGGGAAAAAAACAUCACAAAAUUUACUGGGAAUACGUUACAUACAGUGGGGAGAACAAGUAUUUGAUACAAUGCCGAUUUUGCAGGUUUUCCUACUUACAAAGCAUGUAGAGGUCUGUAAUUUUUAUCAUAGGGACACUUCAACUGUGAGAGACGUAAUCUAAAAUAAAAAAUCCAGAAAAUCACAUUGUAUGAUUUUUAAGUAAUUAAUGUACAUUUUAUUGCAUGACAUAAGUAUUUGAUACAUCAGAAAAGCAGAACUUAAUAUUUGGUACAGAAACCUUUGUUUGCAAUUACAGAGAUCAUACGUUUCCUGUAGGUCUUGACCAGGUUUGCACACACUGCAGCAGAGAUUUUGGCCCACUCCUCCAUACAGACCUUCUCCAGAUCUUUCAGGUUUUGGGGCUGUCGCUGGGCAAUAUGGACUUUCAGCUCCCUCCAAAGAUUUUCUAUUGGGUUCAGGUCUGGAGACUGGCUAGGCCACUCCAGGACCUUGAGAUGCUUCUUACGGAGCCACUCCUUAGUUGCCCUGGAUGUGUGUUUCGGGUCGUGGUCAUGCUGGAAGACCCAGCCACGACCCAUCUUCAAUGCUCUUACUGAGGGAAGGAGGUUGUUGGCCAAGAUCUCGCGAUACAUGGCCCCAUCCAUCCUCCCCUCAAUACGGUGCAGUCGUCCUGUCCCCUUUGCAGAAAAGCAUCCCCAAAGAAUGAUGUUUCCACCUCCAUGGUUCGCGGUUGGGAUGGUGUUCUUGAGGUUGUACUCAUCCUUUUUCUUCCUCCAAACACGGCGAGUGGAGUUUAGACCAAAAAGCUAUAUUUUUGUCUCAUCAGACCACAUGACCUUCUCCCAUUCCUCCUCUGGAUCAUCCAGAUGGUCAUUGGCAAACUUCAGACGGGCCUGGACAUGCGCUGGCUUGAGCAGGGGGACCUUGCGUGUGCUGCAGGAUUUUAAUCCAUGACGGCGUAGUGUGUUACUAAUGGUUUUCUUUGAGACUGUGGUCCCAGCUCUCUUCAGGUCAUUGACCAGGUCCUGCCGUGUAGUUCUGGGCUGAUCCCUCACCUUCCUCAUGAUCAUUGAUGGCCCACGAGGUGAGAUCUUGCAUGGAGCCCCAGACCGAGGGUGAUUGACCGUCAUCUUGAACUUCCUCCAUUUUUCUAAUGAUUGCGCCAACAGUUGUUGCCUUCUCACGAAGCUGCUUGCCUAUUGUCCUGUAGCCCAUCCCAGCCUUGUGAAGGUCUACAAUUUUAUCCCUGAUGUCCUUACACAGCUCUCUGGUCUUGGCCAUUGUGGAGAGGUUGGAGUCUGUUUGAUUGAGUGUGUGGACAGGUGUCUUUUAUACAGGUAACGAGUUCAAACAGGUGCAGUUAAUACAGGUAAUGAGUGGAGAACAGGAGGGCUUCUUAAAGAAAAACUAACAGGUCUGUGAGAGACGGAAUUCUUACUGGUUGGUAGGUGAUCAAAUACUUAUGUCAUGCAAUAAAAUGCAAAUUAAUUACUUAAAAAUCAUACAAUGUGAUUUUCUGGAUUUUUGUUUUAGAUUCCGUCUCUCACAGUUGAAGUGUACCUAUGAUAAAAAUUACAGACCUCUACAUGCUUUGUAAGUAGGAAAACCUGCAAAAUCGGCAGUGUAUCAAAUACUUGUUCUCCCCACUGUAGUAUGAAGAAGCAAUAAUCCAAGCCGCAGCUCCAUAGUACUCCAUUUUUAUGGAACAGUCUGCCUACCCAUGUGAGAGACGCAGACUCAGUCUCAACCUUUAAGUCUUUACUGAAGACUUAUCUCUUCAGUAGGUCAUAUGAUUGAGUGUAGUCUGGCCCAGGAGUGUGAAGGUGAACGGAAAGGCUGGAGCAACGAACAGCCCUUGCUGUCUCUGCCAGGCCGGUUCCCCUCUCCACUGGGGUUCUCUGCCUCUAACCCUGUUGCAGGGGCUGAGUCACUGGCUUGCUGGUGCUCUUUCAUGCCGUCCCUGGGAGGGGUGCGUCACUUGAGUGGGUUGAGUUACUGACGUGAUCUUCCUGUCUGGGUUGGCGCCCCCCCCCUUGGUUUGUGCUGUGGUGGAGACCUCUGUGGGCUAUACUCGGCCUUGUCUCAGGAUUGUAAGUUGGUGGUUGGGGAUAUCCCUCUAGUGGUGCGGGGGCUGUGCUUUGGCGGAGUGGGUGGGGUUAUAUCCUUCCUGUUUGGCCCUGUCCGGGGGUUUCUUCGGAUGGGGCCACAGUGUCUCCGGACCGCUCCUGUCUCAGCCUCCAGUAUUUAUGCUGCAGUAGUUUAUGUGUCGGGGGGCUGGGGUUAGUUGGUUAUACCUGGAGUACUUCUCCUGUCUUAUCCAGUGUCCUGUGUGAAUUUAAGUAUGCUCUCUCUAAUUCUCUCGUUCUCUCUUUCUCUCUGAGAACCUGAGCCCUAGGACCAUACGUCAGGACUACCGGGCAUGAUGACACCUUGCUGUCCCCAGUCCGCCUGGCCUUGCUGCUAUUCCAGUUUCAACUGUUCUGCCUGCGGCUACGAAACCCCUACCUGUCCCAGACCUGCUGUUUUCAACUCUUAAUGAUCGGCUAUGAAAAGCCAACUGAGAGACCUGAGCCCUAGGACCAUACGUCGGGACUACCGGCCGUGGUGACUCCUUGCUGUCCCCAGUCCGCCUGGCCUUGCUGCUAUUCCAGUUUAAACUGUUCUGCCUGCGGUUAUGGAACCCCUACCUGUCCCAGACCUGCUGUUUUCAAACUCUUAAUGAUCGGCUAUGAAAAGCCAACUGAGAUUUAUUCCUGAUUAUUAUUUGACCAUGCUUGUCACUUAUGAACAUUUUUGAACAUCUUGGCAUGGUUCUGUUAUAAUCUCCACCCGGCACAGCCAGAAGAGGACUGGCCACCCCUCAUAGCCUGGUUCCUCUCUAGGUUUCUUCCUAGGUUUUCGCCUUUCUAGGGAGUUUUUCCUAGCCACCGUGCUUCUACACCUGCAUUACUAGCUGUUUGGGGUUUUAGGCUGGGUUUCUGUACAGCACUUCGAGAUAUUAGCUGAUGUAAGAAGGGCUAUAUAAAAUAAAAUUGAUUGAUUGAUUGAUUGAUACUUGUUAGACAUAGUGAACUGAUAUUGUGUACUGGUUGCUUGGGUGGGAUUGGUGUGGUGGGUCCGUGGGUGGCUUUUGACCAUUUUUGGGGAUUCCUCAUGUCUUAAUCAUUGGUAGGAAGAAGUUUAGUCCAAUUCGGGUGUUGGGUACUAUAUUGAAUAUUAUAUGAAUCCUAUGAAUUAAAAUUGACAAUUUGGGUGCAAUCAAUUAGCUUAACUUCUCAGAGAUCUAAAAUAUUUCUCAAUAUUGCUCUAUGUGAUCUAUUUACAAACCCACCUGGCAUACUGUGUUAGUGUGCAUAGUGUGUUAGUUAGUGCAGUCAGUGCAUGUUAAAGACUUCCCUAGCCGUUCUCUUCCCUAGCCAUUCUCCAGUUCUGUCUGAGGGUAACAGUAGGGACAGCAAAACCCUUUUCACACUAGUAUUGUGGCAAUCUGAACCAUACUCUGCUAGGGCUGGCUUGGACAUUUAACUUUCACAUUUUCCUUUCCUAGCACGAUUCCAACAACUAUUGUGAAUGCGUAACCAUGCCGGCACGUCUCAUCAUAGGAGUGUGAGACGUGUAUAGCAUAGUGUGUGUGUGUAUAUGUGGCUCUGUGUGUGACUGUGUGUCUGUCUGUCAGUGGAGCCGAGCCAGCGCCGAGCUGGGCUUGCUGCUCAUCCACAUCAACCAUGGAUGAGAGUCAUCAUCAGUGAUGAGGGCUAAGAGGAGUGCUAUAUUAAGCCCUUAAAUCCUCGUUCAACACACAGGCAGGUAGCGCUCUGACUCCUGUCCUGCCCUGCAGCCUGCCCUGCACAGGAUAAACAGCACAUCGUACAUUCAUAAUCAUCUGCAUCCUUCAGAGAGCGUCAUGGUUGAAUGAUCUGGCACGGGGAUCACGUCUUGUCAGAGCCAGGGAGACACCAGAUAUGUUGACGAGGAGCAUUCGGGUAUCUAGCCUACAUUUGGCUGAUACAGUAGCUACAUACUAUGCAUAUACAGUAGCUGAAAUGUCUACCUCUCUCUGGUGCAGACUUUAAGAUUACGAUAGCAGGUUCCCUUUGACACCUCAUUAGCAUGCAUAGCCUAGCGUUAGCCUACCCCCACAGGCCUCCCAUAGAAGUAACUGCAGUCAGAUGGAGCUGGAGCAGAUAACAGAAGCUCAUGGAGAGCGAGUGUGACUGGUUAAGAAAGAUGCAGCCUGAGAGUGACUGUGUGUGGGAGGGGGGAAGGGAGGGAUGAUCCAUUAGACCAGAAUCGAUAAGAGCGGAAGAGUGAGUCAUCACUUGUGUCUGAGCUGCCUGCGACUGACUCUUUCUCCAAACCCACUGUUUUCAGGAUAUAUCAGGCUCACUAUCACGCUUGGGCUAUAUAGCAAUAGGAGUACACUUAUUUAUUUAUGUAGAAACUGUACACAUGCUGCAUUUCAGAUCACGUUGAUAGGGUCAUUUGCUUGCAAUACACACUAUCUACAGUAGGUCUCUUCACAGGACUCGUCUACAGAGAUCACUACCACAUCAUAACACACCUCGGUAAAGCAGCGCUGAUGGUUGCCUUGUUCCAUGAUACUGCUCUGACUGCUCAUUCGCUCAUCGUGUUGUCAAUGUUGUGUCUCCAAGUUCUUGGAGGUGAACAUGGGACGAUGCCACACCGAUGCCCUGUUCCAAUGCUUUCCAAAUGCAUACUUUUUUCCUCCCUUCCUUGGGAGAAAUUGUUGUGCUGACAUGAUAGGAUUUGUGAAAGCUAUGUUAUGGAUCCCUUGCUGUUGCCUAUUCAAUGGGGUGAGUUCACAGGAAGGAAGGAAGGAAUUUCAAAGUAUUGGAACACUGCCCCACUGUUCCAUUUUGCUUUCAGGACUUCCUGACUGACCUGAUGAUGUCAGAAGUGGAUCGCUGUGGGGAGAACGAACACCUGAUCUUCAGGGAGAACACGCUGGCCACCAAAGCCAUCGAGGAGUACCUUAAACUGGUGGGGCAGAAAUACCUGCAGGACGCACUAGGUAAGUAACACCCACACACACUAAAGGAGAGAGUGCUACCAUUACAGUAGAGAGAGAAAUGCUUUUAGUAGAGAGCGAAGGAGCCAUGAACACAUGGAAUAGACCUAUGAGUUGUACAUUAAGUAUCCUACAUCCAGGCUAGUAUCUGGCCGUCAGAGAAACUCCCUGUACUCUCCACACACAGUAGAUCUUCAAUUGACUAUUCAGAUCAAUAAUUCAUUCCAGUGUUUCUGGAAAGUGACUUUGUUUGAAGCCGUGUUGAAUGAUGCAGAAAGGCGGCCUGUCCUUGAAGGUUGACUGGCCCGAUUUAAAAGUAUGAAAAAGGAAUAGAAGUCUGUCAGAGAACUCAGGGCUCUUUCUUUAGUCGUCUAUCGACUGCGGGGUGGCGAGAAGAAAGAAACCUGUGAUUUAAAUCUGUGAUGUGAUGUCUAUGGCCGUGUACAAAUAGAGUCGAAAGGAAAUCAAUUCAAUAAAGGGAACAGUUUUUUUUUUUUGUUGCAUGUUUUGUCAUGCGUCACAGGAUAUUUAACUCGCCACAUUAUAAUGAUCCAGUGGUCCAUAAACAGUCAUAACAAAUAGCAGCAGCUGUUUUCUUAGUACAAUAAGUGGGUUUUCUAUCGGUGUGCAUGGCAUUAGCGUGUUCCAACUAGCAGAACUGUAGUCUUUAUGGAGUGAUUUUAGUGUAAAAAGAAAUUGAAUCUGAAUGCAAUUUCUUUUUCCAUUAAAACCACUCCAUAACUGUAAUCCUAUAUGUACUGUAGAUUGUAGUCCUAGACAUAGUAGUGACCCCAGGCCUGUGUGCUGUGCUGUGCUCCCUCCCUCUCUCUUCUAGGCGAGUUCAUCAAAGCCCUGUACGAGUCGGACGAGAACUGUGAGGUGGACCCGGGGAAGUGUUCCUCAGGAGACCUCCCUGAGCACCAGAGCAACCUGAAGAUGUGCUGUGAGCUGGCCUUCUGCAAGAUCAUCGACUCCUACCGGUAAAUACAAACACACACCCCUCCCCCUCUCUGCCAAUGCAAGUAGCUAGCAUUAGCCCUCAUACUCUACUAUCAAGUUGUCCAUCUUUCAGAGCUUUCACAAUUAUCGAAUCAAUAAUGAAUGCAUGAAUUGUGCAAAAGGUUAAGUCAAAAACAACAUGGCGGUAUUGUAUUUAGCGGUAACAUUUCCUUCCCUACCAAUGUUUCCAUGCAGUGUUUUUCCGCGGGAGCUGAAGGAGGUGUUUGCCUCGUGGAGGCAGGAGUGCAGCAGUCGGGGCCGGCCGGACAUCAGCGAGCGUCUGAUCAGCGCCUCUCUGUUCCUGCGCUUCCUGUGUCCGGCCGUCAUGUCCCCGUCGCUUUUCAAUCUGAUGCAGGAGUACCCAGACGACCGCACUGCGCGAACCCUCACGCUCAUCGCCAAGGUCACACAGAACCUCGCCAACUUCACCAAGUAAGUGCGGGUGUGUGUACUUGUGCGUGUGUACGAGUGUGUGUGUGUGUGCAUACGUGUGCGCAUCCAUGAAAAUAUACAUGUGUAUACAGUGAGGGAAAAAAGUAUUUGAUCCCCUGCUGAUUUUGUACGUUUGCCCACUGACAAAGACAUGAUCAGUCUAUAAUUUUAAUGGUAGGUUUAUUUGAACAGUGAGAGACAGAAUAACAACAACAAAAUCCAGAAAAACGCAUGUAAAUUUUUUUAUAAAUUUAUUUGCAUUUUAAUGAGGGAAAUAAGUAUUUGACCCCUCUGCAAAACAUGACUUAGUACUUGGUGGCAAAACCCUUGUUGGCAAUCACAGAGGUCAGACGUUUCUUGUAGUUGGCCACCAGGUUUGCACAAAUCUCAGGAGGGAUUUUGUUCCACUCCUCUUUGCAGAUCUUCUCCAAGUCAUUAAGGUUUUGAGGCUGACGUUUGGCAACUCGAACCUUCAGCUCCCUCCACAGAUUUUCUAUGGGAUUAAGGUCUGGAGACUGGCUAGGCCACUCCAGGAGCUUAAUGUGCUUCUUCUUGAGCCACUCCUUUGUUGCCUUGCCCGUGUGUUUUGGAUCAUUGUCAUGCUGGAAUACCCAUCCACGACCCAUUUUCAAUGCCCUGGCUGAGGGACGGAGGUUCUCACCCAAGAUUUGACGGUACAUGGACCCGUCCAUUGUCCCUUUGAUGCGGUGAAGUUGUCCUGUCCCCUUAGCAGAAAAACACCCCCAAAGCAUAAUGUUUCCACCUCCAUGUUUGAUGGUGGGGAUGGUGUUCUUGGGGUCAUAGGCAGCAUUCCUCCUCCUCCAAACACGGCGAGUUGAGUUGAUGCCAAAGAGCUCCAUUUUGGUCUCAUCUGACCACAACACUUUCACCCAGUUCUCCUCUGAAUCAUUCAGAUGUUCAUUGGCAAACUUCAGACGGGCCUGUAUAUGUGCUUUCUUGAGCAGGGGGACCUUGCGGGCGCUGCAGGAUUUCAGUCCUUCACGGUGUAGUGUGUUACCAAUUGUUUUCUUGGUGACUAUGGUCCCAGCUGCCUUGAGAUCAUUGACAAGAUCCUCCCGUGUAGUUCUGGGCUGAUCCCUCACCAUUCUUAUGAUCAUUGCAACUCCAUGAGGUGAGAUCUUGCAUGGAGCCCCAGGCCGAGGGAGAUUGACAGUUCUUUUGUGUUUCUUCCAUUUGCGAAUAAUCGCACCAACUGUUGUCACCUUCUCACCAAGCUGCUUGGCCAUGGUCUUGUAGCCCAUUCCAGCCUUGUGUAGGUCUACAAUCUUGUCCCUGACAUCCUUGGAGAGCUCUUUGGUCUUGGCCAUGGUGGAGAGUUUGGAAUCUGAUUGAUUGAUUGCUUCUGUGGACAGGUGUCUUUUAUACAGGUAACAAGCUGAGUUUAGGAGCACUCCCUUUAAGAGUGUGCUCCUAAUCUCAGCUCAUUACCUGUAUAAAAGACACCUGGGAGCCAGAAAUCUUUCUGAUUGAGAGGGGGUCAAAUACUUAUUUCCCUCAUUAAAAUGCAAAUCAAUUUAUAACAUUUUUGACAUGUGUUUUUCUGGAUUUUUUUGUUGUUAUUCUGUCUCACUGUUCAAAUAAACCUACCAUUAAAAUGAUAGACUUAUCAUUUCUUUGUCAGUGGGCAAAUGUACAAAAUCAGCAGGGGAUCAAAUACUUUUUUCCCUCACUGUAUGUGUUUGUCUGAUGAAAAUAGCAUAAUUCCCCUCUGUUUUGGUUUUUGUUUCUUUGUCUGUCCAGGUUUGGUAACAAGGAGGAGUACAUGUCCUUUAUGAACCAGUUCCUGGAGCACGAGUGGACCAACAUGCAGCGCUUCCUUCUGGAGAUCUCCAACCCAGAGACCAUUUCCAACACGUCAGGGUUCGAGGGUUACAUUGACCUGGGCCGCGAGCUCUCCACCCUGCACUCCCUGCUGGCAGAGACCGUCUCUCAGCUGGACCAGGUACCAGGAUUACAACACACUGCUUUGAUUUACUCUCACAAUACUCACUACUUUCUGCGAACAGAGCUACCGGAAAUCAGUCCUUUUCAAUGGGCUUAACAUAAAGAUGCUAGGAUAGCAGUCUAUUGUGAACGUACAGAUUUUAUAUGUGAAAAGACAUGUUACUAAAUAAUGAGUUCUCAGGAAUUGCAUGAGACAUAUGCAUGGUAGAAAUUGUAAAGAAGUAUACUUCACGUUAUUAUUUUGUGUCCCUGCAGAGCACAGCCUCUAAGCUGGGUCCACUGGCCCGUAUCCUGCGGGACGUGAACUCAGCACUGACCAACCCGUCUGGGGUCCAGGUGUCUACCCCCACGGAGCGUAUGGGCUCCCCCCCCCUUCCCCUCCCCCUGGCAGGCUGCAGCCUCUCCACCGGCCUGCCUCUCCACAAGAUGGUCAUGGACAGCGAGCUUUCUGGGUAAGGGGGCCACAGUGGCAUUCUAAUGAUAUAGUGCUAUUUGUGCUUCGUUCUUUGGGAACCACAAGGAUAUUGUCUUUACAGUGUCUCCGGUCAAAACAAAAUGUAUCUCAUUUUUCACUGUUGUCUUGGUACAGGUUGGUUGAUUUUACGAGGCUGCCGUCGCCAACCCCAGAGAACAAGGACCUAUUCUUUGUGACGAGGAACUCUGGCAUCCAGCAGUCUCCAGCCAGAAGCUCCAGUUACUCAGAGGCCAACGAGGCUGAGGUGCAGCUCCCCAAUGCCAGCAAGAGUCUAUCCAUGGUGGACCUACAAGAUAGCCUCAGCCUGGAGAGUACCCCUGGCCCCCGCCCUGCCUCCCCCAGCGACAUGCUCCUCAAUGACUGCCAGUCUCCCGUCACCCCUGGGCCAGGGGGCUGGGCCGCCCGCACCCCUCAGGGCAUUAUCCCCGGACCCACCCUCAGGAGAACGGGUCAGACCCCCACCAACCCUAGCACAGAGAGCAGCACCCCGGGUCCAGGGAGGCCCUCCCAGCUCCUGACCCCGCUCUCAUUCCAGAACCCCGUUUACCAGAUGGCCACGGGCAUGACCAUGAGCGUGUCCCCGCGGGGUCCCCUGGCCGAUUCAGGCUCCGAGGGCCACAGCUCUCACAGCUCUCAGGGCAACAACACAGAGGACGCCCCCAAGCAGCAGGGGGUAUUCCUCACCCAAGGGGUGGCAGUCGGGAGCGCGGGAGGCAGCAGCAGUGAGGACUUUGCGCGGCGCUCAGGGGAGUUCACAACCCGCCGCCAGCUGGUCCUCAUGGAACCCCCGCGGCAGAACAGCUCCGGACCCCAGCGCAGGAUAGACCAGCCCCCUCCGCCAGUCACCAGGGGCAGGACGCCGCCAAACAUGCUCCAGACGGCCUACCCCGUGCCGCGGCCCUCCAGCGGCAGCAUGAUGUCAUCUCCCGACUGGGGGCCCAGUGGCGGCACCCGGUUGAGACAGCAGUCGUCCUCGUCCAAAGGGGACAGUCCUGAGACCAAGCAGCACACCCUGCACAAAGUGAGUAGAGCAUGUCAUGUGUAUGUGUGGGGGGGGGGGGGGGGGGCUGUGGCUGUGGCUGUGUGUGGUCUCACUAUGAUCCUGGACGGCCACUGUGUCUGGUGGCUUUUAUUAGAGAUAAGCUCUUGGUUGACUAACCACUUAAUAUCUAUCUAGCCAGAGUUUGGAUUGCAUGUACUCGUGCUGCAGGUAGGAAAUAAUAUUCUGAUGAGGAGUAUCUCUCCAUAACCAAUGGCUGAUCUACAGAAUAAUAAACCCAGCUCUGCUAGCCUAACUUCAUCUGUGGCCUAGAGGGAUGAGCCAGGCAGGAUAUGACCUCGGGUGGAGGUAUCCAGCUCACAGUCACAGUGGUGGGUGGAGAGGGUAUGUAUGGAGAGCCCAACUGGCCUCAAUAAGCUAUCAUAACACUCGGCCUUGCUGAGCCAAUAGCAAAUCACCCAGGGCAGUGAGCCACAGGCAGUACCCUAACAAGCGUCAACGCUGGAGCCUGCUAACGGACUAGACAAACAUAAUUAAUUGUGUGACUGUGGACACCGGAGUGGUUAUUAAAUGCCUGUUCCGCCCAACUAAAUCAUUUUUGUUGGUGGUCUGAAUAAAUCCUCCUUAUAAAAUGAUCAAGCAUUUGUCAACUGAACCCCCGCCCCCCUCCCCUUCGUAAUAUUUAGAAUUAAAACAAAACAAGUGUCCUACUCUAUUUUGGGCUUGAUCUCUGUGGGUGUGUGUGGCAGUCUCCAGGUCCCAAUCAGAGUAGAAGGGGUUAUUAGAGAACAAACCAGGGGGGCAGGUGAAAAGACUGGUUUAACAUACAGACUAAAGGAACCGUUUUGCUUUUAAACAAAUAAAUUCAAACAAUGAUUAAAAUCUUCUUUAGACAAUUCCAGAAGGACAAUGCAAAACAAGCAUCCCUGUGCCUUCCCACUUGCUUCACAGUUGUUCCUCUAAAUCCCCCUAGCUGAAUACACUGGCUCUCCUCUACUCCUCUGUAGACACUUCUCAUUGUAGCUUGUGAUCUUCAACAUGCAACAUUAGUUUACCCUGCCGCGCUUCUUUUCCAUUACUUACCAGAAGGCUUGUGUGUUUGCUCCACCAGGCGCCUUCCCCUGUGAACCCCAAUGCCCUGGACCGCACUGCUGCCUGGCUGUUGAAUAUGAAUGUGCAGUAUUUAGACCAUGAGGGACUUGACCCUGAUACCAAGCACAGGGAAGACCUUCGAAACAAAGAGGAGCUCACUCAAACUGAAAAGGUAACUAACGUCUAGCCUCUUGUAAAACCUAGCAUCUGCUACAGCACCACAUCACAGCAUCAUUCAGCACAGCUACUUACAGACAUCUUUAUUAUUUUAUAGGAGAAGCAGAAAGUCAUAAAAGAUUAAUGUUUAACAUGAGCAAUUAAUACGUGAUUCUAGGGUUGUUAUUGAUUGCCAACAAUGAAGUGAUUGGGUUGCGGAGCCAUAAGCAAAGACAUAACAAAGACUCUGUAUCUCUCCCUACUAGCAGGCCUGUCCAUGAUUUGAAUUCAUGUGAAUAUUGAAGGUUAAAUGCUGCUUAAAUGGUAUGGAAAAUGAUAGUGUGUGUGCAGAGAGAUGCUCCAUGAUAUAUACUGGUAGUGUAAUGAUAGUAUUGUAUACGAGUUGAAUUAGCCUCUAUUCUGAUGUUGUUUAAAUGUAGGUAGACAGGUGGGGUUAGGCUGAACUGCUCGUACUGCAGCUCAAGAGAGGCCAUAUCUCAAAAGACAGUGGUGACAAUUCAAGUGUACCCUCCCUCUGACAAUUUUCCUAGCUACUCCACUGAAUUAUACACCAGCAACAUAUUGCACUCGCACACACGUUUUCAUCACACACAUACACAAAUUAAUGGUUUUCAACUUAUAGAUAGACAACUUUUCUUUUCAAGAGGUGUUUUAGUGAUUGUUUUAGUGUGACUUUUUUUUAUAGAUAGACAACUUUUGUUUUCAAGAGGUGUUUUAGUGAUUAUUUCAAAGAUGUUAGGUCUGCCAAAGAUGGAACCAAUCACUGUCCUUUUAAAGCGAUAGUGGUGAUUCUUACAAAUCAAACAGCUGUUUAUUAUUUUGGUCAAUUACUAACAAUACAUCCCCUUUAUAAAAUCGUUAGUUGAAGGGCCCUUUUUAAUAGGUUUGUAUUUAAAUCCCAUUUGACUUAAGAGGUUGAUCAUGCAGCUUGUUUACUGCUGUGGGAUGUAUUAGUUUAUAUCUGUUCUGAAUUCACUUGCUUGCAGAAUUUCCUAGAGAGAGCAGAAAUGUACCUAAAAGCUUUGCAGGAUCCUGCAUUUGAACCCAGUUGGCUUUUCACAGCAUGACUAGAAGCUGUAUUUGUAUUUAUUAUGGAUCCCCAUUAGCUGCUGCCAAGGCAGCAGCUACUCUUCCUGGGGUCCAGCAAAAUUAAGGCAGUUAUACAUUUUGAAAACAUUACAAUACAUUCAUAACAGGUUUCACAACAUAUUAAGUGUGUGCCCACAGGCCUCUACUCUACUACCAUUUACAUUUUACAUUUUAGUCACUUAGCAGACGCUCUUAUCCAGAGUGCAUACAUUUUUAUACUGGCCCCCCAUGGGAAUCGAACCCACAACCCUGGCGUUGCAAACGCCAUGCUCUACCAACUGGGCUACAUCCCUGCCGGCCAUUCCCUCCCCUACCCUGGACGACGCUGGGCCAAUUGUGCGCCGCCCCAUGGGUCUCCCGGUCGCGGCCAGCUACAACAGAGCCUGGAUUCGAACCAGGAUCUCUAGUGGCACAGCUAGCACUGCGAUGCAGUGCCUUAGACCACUGCGCCACUUGGGACCCCACAUAUCUAUAACACAAAAUCCAUGUGUACUCGUGUGUUUGUAUGCAUGUGCCUAUGUUUGUGUUGCUUCACAGUCCCCGCUGUUCCAUAAGGUGUAUUUUUAUCUGUUUUUUAAAUCUAAUUUUACUGCUGGCAUGAGUUACUUGAUGUGGAAUAGAGUUCCAUAUAGUCAUGGCUCUAUGUAGUACUGUGCGCCUCCCAUAGUCUGUCCUGGACUUGGGGACUGUGAAGAGACCUCUGGUGGUAUGAGAAUGACAGGUGUGUUUGCGUGCGUUUGGGCAUGCACGUAUGUGCGCGAAUGUGUAUGUUGUCACUGACUCACCACGGCCAAUCUGUCCUGUGUCCAGUACCAGCAGGAGAUCGCCAUCCUGCAGGAUAAACUGCGUCUGUCAGCCAAGAAGCUGGAGGAGUAUGAGUGUCACUUGAAGGGCCAGGACGAGCAGACCCAGAAGAUGCUGUUGGAGUACCAGGCGCGCCUGGAGGACACGGAGGAGCGCCUGCGCCGGCAGCAGGACGACAAGGAGCUCCAGAUGAAGAGCAUCAUCACCAGGUGGGGUGUCCUCUACCUACCAGUGGAGGCUGGUGUCACUUCAAAUCAGAGGACAGGUUAAUUGUGGCUUUUUUUAAUGGCUGUAAUUAGGGUCAUGGAAUUUUGAAUUAAAUGUUAUUGGUCACGUCCACAUAUUUUGCUGAUUGUAUCGGGGUGUAGCGACAUGCUUAUGUUCCUAGCGCCAACAGUGCAGUAGUACCUAACAGUACAAAAUAACAUACGCAAAUAAAUAAAAAAUCAAGAAAGGAAUUAAGAAAUAUUACAAUAAGCAAUGUCAGAGUCCGGAAUAUAAAUAUAUGUGUAUAUGAUGGUGUGUCUAUAGACAUUAUGGACAGUAUAUGACUAGAAAAGGUGUGUACAGCAGUAGUUAUAUAGGAUGGGCCUUGACUAGAAUACAGUAUAUACAUAUGAAGUGACCAGUGUUCAAUGACUAUGUACAUAGGGCAGCAGUCUCUAAGGUGCAGGGUUGAGUACCAGGUGGUAGCCGGCUAGUAACAGUGACUAAAGUUUGGGGUACUGGCCGGCUAGUGGUGACUAUUAAACAGUCUGAUGGCGGUAAUUGGCCAGACUUUUUUUUUUUUUUUACGGUUAUUUUAUUUUUAUGAUGGUCUUCAUCCAUAACCGUUGGUUACACGGUUAUACAGUAAUUGUGCCAGCUCUAGCUGUAAUGGAAUAAAUGGAACAGUUCCAGCCACUGCGAUGAGCCAUCCUCCCUUCACCAGUCCCCACGGUUCUCUGCCUACACUAACUCACUAUGAACUAUGUAAUAUGGUCCUGGUUUUGUGUACAAAAAAAAAUACGUAUUAUUUGUUGUGUUGUCGGUGCUAUGCAUCGAGAAGAUAAAUGUAAUAUUUUUAACAUCACUAUAAUAAAAAAAUCAGUCAACAACUCCAGCUUUCACCAGCCACCGGUACAAACAUAUCUUUGUUACUGUUUCAGGCUGAUGUCUGUUGAGGAGGAACUGAAGAAAGAUCAUUCGGAUAUGCAAUCGAUAGUGGACUCAAAACAGAAGAUCAUUGAAGCCCAGGUGAGUGCUUAGUGUACACGAGAGAUGAAUUGGCUGUAUCAGCAAUUACAGUUCCACAACUGUGAAUAUACUGUAUUUACUGAAAUACUGUAUUCACAGAUUUACUGUAUGUCAGACUAAGGUCUUGAAGAGGACAGCGCCCUCUGGUGUAAAAACAAUGUAAACGACCUCAGAUUGAAAAUGAAAGUCCAGCUCCAUGCAAAAAAAAACAAGUAACUGGAAUUACUGUAACAAGUACAGUAUGGACUGUACGUGGACAAUACGUGUCUGAAACAUUCCCUUUCUGUUCACAAUAGUGGCUGCUUGUUUUGAUUAGGUCGUGUUGGUCUACUGAGGAGCUACAGUUUAUCAGCAAUAUUAUGAAGGUUUCAUUGGAUUGUGUGAGAAUGUGUAACAAUACUAACCCUCCUCUUCUCGUCAUCCGUUGGUCCUUCUCUUCCUCCCUCCCCUCUCCUCCUCACUCUGCAGGAGAAACGCAUUGCCUCUCUGGACUCGGCCAACGCCCGACUGAUGAGCGCUCUGACCCAGCUGAAGGAGCGCUACAGCAUGCAGACACGCAACGGCAUCUCCCCCACCAACCCCAGCAAACUCCAGAUCACUGAGAACGGAGAGUUCAGGAACAGCAGCAACUGCUAG